This is a messenger RNA of Zootermopsis nevadensis, 1545 nucleotides long. RefSeq names its product mediator complex subunit 11 (gene MED11). NCBI's taxonomy places the organism in Eukaryota, Metazoa, Arthropoda, Insecta, Blattodea, Termopsidae. Gene Ontology annotation, biological process: regulation of transcription by RNA polymerase II. The record is from RefSeq and is a predicted model, not a curated record. Gene Ontology annotation, molecular function: transcription coregulator activity. Gene Ontology annotation, cellular component: mediator complex.
AAUCAAAAUACAAGAAGCAAGAAGCUCAGCCCUCGACUGAACUGCGUGCUCUUGAGACGCUGCUGAAAUCAGCUGAGGACUACAUGGAUGAGGCAGAGGACGAAGCCGAAUUGAUGGAGAAAGACGUCAAAGCAGUUGACAUUAUUACGAUACUGUGACAAUGACAGCCCCAAUGGAGAGAAUUCAAAUUUUAGACGCCAUCGAAAAAGACAUUAUAACGUGCCUGCAGAGUGCAGGUCAAGCACUUAUUGAAUUAAGCAAAGAGAAGUCCAGUUUAAAACAAGCAGAAAGCCAGACUCAUCAGUUUCUCAAGACUUUAGGUCACGUUGAAUCGAAACUUACAGAACAGAUAAACUAUCUAACACAAGUUUCAACUGGUCAGCCUCAUGAGGGCUCUGGUUAUGCAUCACAAAAGGUUCUCCAGAUGGCGUGGCACCGAUUGGAGCACGCACGGAGCAGAGUCAAUGAACUGGAGCGAAUUAAGAAUAAACAUUUACAGGGAAGGGCCUUGUUGCGCCCCCAGCCACAGCAAAUUAACCAGAACCAGCAAAAUGGCUUACAGGCAGUAGCAAAUGCUCACGGUUCAGGCACUACCGGCUGAAACGUCAGAACCUAAUAAAUAAUAGAAUCAAAGAACAAUCUGACACAGACUUGAAGGAGUGAAGUGUUACAGAGUAUUCGGUGAUCAGACAGAUGCCAUUCUCUGAAAAUUUCAUCUUCGCUGCUGUGAAAUCCUUGUGUCUCAACAUUUCAUCAGUUAUCCAUCCAUAUAUAUAUAUAAUUUAAUUUAUCUCUAAAUGCUAUUGACAAUGGUGUUGAAUUACCAAUUCCAAUUUUUUGGGCCCUCAAAAAACUACUAUGUUUCAGGAGAUGACUCUUCCCCUAUCCUCAGGUGAACCUACAGAAUUUGACCUGUUACAAGGAGCUAAUCUCGAUCUGUGGAUACUGAGCAAUGGGCUCAGUAGCCUAUCUUUGAACAUCUGGAUUAUAUAGGCUAUCGAGCCCUCAGUGUCUGCAGUUUUAAUGGGCCCAGCUGUGUAGGUUGAACUGAGGAUGGGGGAAGAGCAAUCUCCCAAAACGUUGUGGUUUUUUGAGGAAGCAUAAUGAUGAUUGGUGAAAACCAAAAAUUGGAAUUGGCGAUAUAUAAUUUUACUUAGUAAAAGAUCAGUUUUAAGAAUAGAUUCUGUAAGGUCAUUAGUGGUAUAAGAUGCGUGCUGUGCUGACAUCAUUGGAAUUCUGUAUGUUAAUGAGCAUUUUCAAAGUAAGUCUGCUCGUAUCAUUGCAAAAAUAAAUGUGUAUAAAUUUUGUAAAGCACUAAUAUCCUUUUUGUUGUUGAUAGACUCCCAUCUUGAAAACGUCAUGGUUUUUAUUGAUUUUAUUUAAUCUUGGACAAUGGAUAAUGUCCAGAAAACAAUUUGCUUAAUCCAUACUUCAUUGUAGAUUGAAAAUAGGCACAAUAAACUGAUUUGAGUGUGUUAGUGUUGCUAAUAGUGUAACUUGCCUACUGUAUAUGUAUGGAUAUAAUGUAACAUCUGUGUCCUGUGU